GCCUAUUCUCAGAACUACAACACUUUUCAAUUGCAAAAUCGAAGCAAAGAAACACACACAAACAUACACAACUGUCUCUUCGUUACUUCAUGUUCAUCUUCUCUGCACAUAAAGCCUUUAAACUUAUCCAUUUAUCCCCGCGUUAUUACGCUUCUGCUACUGCACUGGACCCAUCACUCUCUCUCCUCCACCUUCUUCAGCACUCAAUCUCCCACCAAUCCCUCAAACUCACCCGACAAUCCCAUGCCCAAAUAUGUCUCCUCGGCCUCACUAAGCACCCUUUCAUUGUAACAAAACUCAUUUCUGCAUACUCUUCGUGCAAAAACCCAGUUGACUCUCAGCUCGUUUUCGACUCAGUUUUAGUCAAGAAUGUGUAUAUAUACAACACAUUGAUUAAUGGGUAUGCGAAAAAUUGUUUAUACGAUGAAAGUUUUUAUCUAUUUAACCAAAUGAGUCAAACUUCUGUAUUACCUGAUGAGUUCUCUCUUUCAAUUUUGUUGAAAAUUUCGGGUGAUUUAAGAAAUAUAUUUGCAGGGAAAUCCAUCCAUGCAAAGUGUAUAAGGAUUGGGCUUGUAUCAGAUACUGUAGUUGCCAACUCUCUUAUGUCCUCGUAUUUGAAGUGUGAGAGUUUUCUUGAAUCCUUGAAGAUGUUUGAUGAAAUGCCCCACAGAAAUGUUUCUUCUUGGAAUGUUAUAGUAUCAGGCUGUGCAACUUUGAAAGAACAUGAUUUUGGUAGUGAUAUAUGGACAUAUUUUAAAAAUAUGCAAAUUGAAGGGUUCAAUCCUGAUGAAUUCACGGUUUCAAUUCUUCUUCCUUUGUGUAGGAGUGAAAAUGAGAAAUUGAAUUAUGGAAGGGAGCUUCAUUGUUAUGUUGUAAAGAAUGAAUUGCAAAUGGAUUCAGGUUCUGAUGUUCAUUUAGGGUGUUGUUUGAUAGAUAUGUAUUCGAGAAAUAAUAAGCUCGAGUUGGGUAGACGAGUUUUCAGUCAGUUGAAGCAUAGAAAUGUCUAUGCUUGGACAGCGAUUGUCAAUGGCUAUGUACAGCAAGGGUAUUUUGAUGAAGGUCUGGUUCUAUUUAGGGAAAUGCAAAGGAGAGAUGGGAUAGAACCCAAUAAGGUUUCGCUUGUAAGUAUUCUCCCUGCUUUUAGCUCGCUUGCUGGUUUAGUUGGUGGGAGACAAAUUCAUGGAUUUGCAAUUAGGAAGGAGUUGAAUCAUGAAGUUUCUUUAUGCAAUGCUUUGAUUGAUAUGUAUUCCAAGUGCGGGAGCUUGUAUUGUGCCAGGCAGGUCUUUGAAUAUGAUUGUAUCAAUAAAGAUGUGAUCUCCUGGAGUUCAAUGAUAUCUGGAUAUGGAUUACAUGGGAAGGGUGAGGAAGCCAUUAUUUUGUAUGAUAAGAUGGUUCAAAUUGGGAUCAAACCAGACAUUAUAACAAUUGUUGGGGUUCUUUCUGCUUGUGGCAGGUCAGGAUUAGUUGAUGAAGGCUUUAGAAUCUAUAGCUAUGUUGUAAAUUAUUUUGAAAUUAAACCUACGUUGGAAAUAUGUUCGUGCAUGGUUGAUAUGUUUGGUCGAUCUGGCCAGCUUGAUCGAGCUUUGGAUUUUAUUAAGGCCAUGCCUAUAGAACCGGGUCCUAGUGUUUGGGGGGCUCUUGUUAAUACUUCCAUACUUCAUGAAAAUUCUGGGAUGCGAGAUUUGGCGUAUAGUUUCCUUAUUCAGAUGGAACCUGAUAACCCCUCAAACUAUGUCUCGCUUUCAAAUCUGUAUGCUGCUUCACGAAGGUGGGAUGUUGUUGCUGAAGUGAGAACAAGGAUGAAAGAAAGGGGACUCAGAAAGUUACCUGGGUGCAGUUGGAUUAGCAUUAACAGUGAAAAUCACAGCUUUUAUGUUGCUGAUAAAGCGCAUCCUAGGUCUGAUAUGAUUUAUGAGAUGCUGGAUGAACUCAUUUUAGCAAUGAAGGGAGUUGGUUAUUCUCCUGAUCUUGAGAAUUCAACACAGAUAUGUCAACACUAAUGCAGCGAUGCGAUA
Molecule: messenger RNA, 2015 nt
Organism: Ilex paraguariensis (yerba mate)
Lineage: Eukaryota; Viridiplantae; Streptophyta; Magnoliopsida; Aquifoliales; Aquifoliaceae
Source: the annotation of a GenBank genome assembly